CUGGUAAAAGAGAAGUUUGAGAAGAUGAGAGAUCCACAACCAUGCAGAACGGAGAAUGAAGAUACAGAGGAACAAAAAGAUAUGAUGGAAGUGAAUAAGGACAGUCAAGCUGAAGUGAAUGAAGCGGAUGGGAAACAUCAGAAUGUAAAAACAAAAUGUCAUGUUCGACAGAAAGGAUCUCUGAGAAGGAGAGACAAAAUGUGUAAAAAGAGUUUCAGAAAAGUUGGAGGCCCUGCGGAUCACAUGAGGACUCAAAAUGGAAAGAAACCAUUUACAUGUCAUCUGUGUGGAAAGAGCUUCAGAAUCAAAGCACUCUUUAACGCACAUAUGAGAAUUCACACUGGAAAGAAACCAUUUAAAUGUCAUACAUGUGAAAAGUUUUUCACAUGUUAUAGUGCCCUCGAUAUACACACAAGAACUCACACUGGAGAAAAGCCGCACAAAUGCCAGCAGUGUGGAAAGAGUUUUGCCAUUGAAAGUAACCUUAAAAGACACAUGAGAGUUCACACCGGAGAAAAACCUUUUGAAUGUCAUCAAUGUGGAAAGUUUUUCAGAUUUUAUAGUGCCCUUAAGGAACACAUGAGAAUUCACACUGGAGAAAAACCGUACAAAUGCCAGCAGUGUGGAAAGCGUUUUGCCAUUGGAAGUUACCUUAAUAAACACAUGAGAAUUCACACUGGAGAGAAACCUUACACAUGUCAUCAGUGUGGUAAGAGUUUUGCCAUUGAAAAUAACCUCAAGAUACACAUGAGAAUUCACACUGGAGAGAAACCAUUCAAAUGCAGUCAGUGUGACAAAUGUUUCACCCAAAAAGCAUGUGUUAAAACGCACAUGAGAAUUCACACUGGAGAGAAACCAUUCAAAUGCAGUCAGUGUGACAAACGUUUCACCCAAAAAUCAUGUGUUAAAACACACAUGAGAAUUCACACUGGAGAGAAACCAUUCACAUGUAAACAGUGUGGGAAGAGUUUUGCCCAUAAAUCAACCAUGGACUACCACAUGAGAAUUCACACUGGAGAGAAACCGUUCAAAUGCAGUGAGAAUGAGAAGAGUUUUACCACUAGAAGUAACCUUAAUACAAACAUGAGAAUUCUCACAGAAGAGAAACCAUUCAAAUGCAGUCAGUGUGACAAACGUUUCGCCCAACAAUCAGGUGUUGAUAGACACAUGAGGGUUCACACCGGAGAGAAACCUUUUGAAUGUCGACAAUGUGGAAAGUUCUUCGGAUGUUCCGGUGCCUUCAUUAAACACAUGAGAAUUCACACUGGAGAGAAACCUUACUCGUGUCAUCAUUGUGGUAAGAGUUUUGCCCAACAUUCAGGUUUAACAACGCACAUGAGAACUCACACCGGAGAGAAACCGUUCAAAUGCAGUCAGUGUGACAAAAGUUUCACCCAACAAUCAGGUGUUGAUAAACACAUGAGAACUCACACCGGAGAGAAACCGUUCAAAUGCAGUCAGUGUGACAAAAGUUUCACCCAACAAUCAGGUGUUGAUAGACACAUGAGGGUUCACACCGGAGAGAAACCUUUUGAAUGUCGACAAUGUGGAAAGUUCUUCAAACGUAAUAGUGCUCUCAAUACACACAUGAGAAUUCACACUGGAGAGAAACCGUUCACAUGCCAGCAGUGUGGAAAGAGCUUUAUCACCAGUAGUAACCUUAGAAUACAUAUGAGAAUUCACACCGGAGAGAAACCGUUCAAAUGCAGUCAGUGUGACAAAAGUUUCACCCAACAAUCAGGUGUUGAUAGUCACAUGAGAAUUCACACUGAAGAUAAACCUUACAAAUGCAGUGAGUGUACGAAGAGUUUUACCACUGGAAGUGACCUUAAUACACACAUGACAAUUCACACCGGAGAGAAACCAAUCAAAUGCAGUCAAUGUGACAAAAGAUUCAUCCACAAAUCAAGUCUUGAUAGACACAUGAAAAUUCACACUGGAGAGAAAACAUUUAAAUGUCAGCAAUGUGGAAAGUUUUUCGACUGCUAUAGUAACCUUAACACACACAUGAGUGUUCACACUGGAGAAAAACCGUUCAAAUGCAGUCAGUGUGACAAAAGUUUUGCCCAGCAAGGUGGUGUUAAUAAACACAUGAAAAUUCACACCGGAGAAAAACCUUUUGAAUGUCAUCAAUGUGGAAAGUUUUUCAGAUCCUCUAAUAGCCGUAAUACACACAUGAGAACUCACACUGGAGAGAAACCGUUCACAUGCCAGCAGUGUGGAAAGAGCUUUACCACCGCUGGUCACCUUAAGGAACACAUGAGAGUUCACACCGGAGAGAAACCUUUCGAAUGUCAUCAAUGUGGAAAAACGUUCAGCGGUUAUAGUAGCCUAUAUGCACACAUGAGAAUUCACACAGGAGAGAGAGCGUUCACCUGUCAUCUGUGUGGAAAGAGCUUUAUCACCGGUGGUCAGCUUAAGACACACAUGAUAACUCACACUUGCAGUCAGUGUGGAAAGAGUUUCCGGGACAAAAAUACACUUAAGAUACACAAAAAAAUUCACACCGGAGUAAAACCUUUUGAGUGUCAUCAAUGUGGAAAAUUUUUCAGAUGCUCUAGUAGCCGUAAUAUACACAUGAGAAUUCACACCACAGAGAAACCGUUCACAUGCCAGCAGUGUGGAAAGAGCUUUACCACCUCUAGUCACCUUAAGGAACACGUGAGAAUUCACACCGGAGAGAAACCUUUCGAAUGUCAUCAAUGUGGAAAAACGUUCAGCAGUUAUAGUAACCGUUAUGCACACAUGAGAAUUCACACCACAGAGAAACCUUAGCGUGUAGACGCUUUGAAGAAUCACAUGGGAACUCACACUGGAAUCUUACAGUCCACAUGAGGGUUCACACUGGAGAGAAACCAUUUACGUGUAAACGGUGUGGGAAGAGUUUCACAUGGAAAUGUAGUUUCAGAACUCUCACUUUGGAAAAAAGCCAUUAAAAUGUGAUGAGUGCGGUAAAAUGUUUAAAUCCUCAUCAUAUCUGAUGAUACACAGAGUGUUUGUCUGUUUGAAAUUUAAAAAAGCAUGUUGGUUCGAGAUGUCAUACGUGCUUUGAGUGUGAACAAUGUACUACUGGACCCCAAUGUUCAGUUUGGGACCCCUAGACCCUGUUCAAGUUUUUUAUUCUGAUAUUUCAUGACUUUUUUUAAUUAACAUAAGAUAAAUUGAGAAUUUUGAAAGUUUUUUUACUUAUUGACUGCACAUGUGAUGAACCCAGUAAUAAAGGUUAUUCUGACCACAAUUUAUUUUUUGCAUGCUUGUAAUCUGUUUGGUACCUCAGGUCAACAGAAAACACUAACGUAAAACAAAUUUUUAAGUCAAAUUAUAGCACAUUUUUUUUCUAUUUGUAACUUAUAAUCAACCUAAUAGUAUAAAUGGAACGAAACAAGUUUUUUUAUAUAAAUACAAUUAAACUUUAUCAUUCUUUCCAUCAAAUAAGAAGUGAAGCAAAUCUAGAGAGAAUAAAAGGAUUACCAAAAUAUUUUACAAGUUUGAGUAUAUGAAUCUAGUAUAACUUUUUUCAAUUUUUUUGUGCUAAACACAACAGUGCACACGCCAGGGUCUGUCAAUUUAAAACUUUUAACAUUUUUGAUGUUGAGACCCAUUCUCCUAUAUUUAUUUAUAAAUCUUUGUAUAAUUCUUGCAUUUGUGUAAUAAAAAAAAUCU
Molecule: messenger RNA, 3663 nt
Organism: Paramisgurnus dabryanus
Lineage: Eukaryota; Metazoa; Chordata; Actinopteri; Cypriniformes; Cobitidae
Source: RefSeq, a predicted model, not a curated record